AUGAUUUGGGGGAAAAUUGGAAACGGUUGGGAGACUCGGUUUUGGAUUGAUCCUUGGUUGUGUCCAGAAGUUUUGAAAGAUAAAUUUCCUAGGCUUUUUUUGCUAGAAGUAAAGAAAAGGUGCAUGGUAGCGGAACGACUUACACAAGAUAGAGGAGGAUGUACGGUUCAUUGGCAGUGGAAGCAAAUGCCUUAUGAGGUGAAUGAUAUAGAUCAAAGGGUGGAGUUGGAAGCUAUGUUGCAGCAGUGUGCUUUGACGACAAGAAGAGAUUCAUGGGAGUGGAAAGAUAAAAAGAAUGGAGUUUUUACGGUUGCAGGAGCUAAAAAAUGGCUGACGGGUCAGAAUAGUAACAGAUAUCCUUUUGGGUUCAAGUGGUGUAAAUGGGUGCCGGCGAAAUGUAAGAUAUUUAUGUGGCGGGCGUUUCUGGAUCGCAUCCCUACGAAAACAGCGUUGAGGCGAAGGAACAUGCAAGUUCAAGAUGAGGAGUGCGUUAUGUGUGGAGAAGGUUUGGAUUCGACGGAUCACAUUCUCACAGAAUGUGGCAUUGCUUCGGGUGUUUGGAAUGGUAUUUCUAUGUGGUGCCGCAUUCCGCAGGUGUUUGCUUUUUCUACUAGCGAUUUGGUUCAUAUAUUUGAUCAAUAUACUCAGCCGGAGAUCAAGAAGAAAGCGUUACAAGGAGUAAUUAUUAUAACGUGUUGGAGGCUUUGGAAAGCUAGGAACGAGGUGAUUUUCUCCAAUAAAGUUCCAAAAGUAGUCGAUAUAGUGUCGGAUGUUAAGGCUUUAGGGUUUUUGUGGUAUAGUACUAGGGCGAGACGGGAUUCGGUGGAUUGGGAGAAAUGGUGUAAGUUUGAUUUGAUGUAA
Molecule: messenger RNA, 861 nt
Organism: Helianthus annuus (common sunflower)
Lineage: Eukaryota; Viridiplantae; Streptophyta; Magnoliopsida; Asterales; Asteraceae
Exons: 1
Coding region: 1-861 (286 amino acids)
Source: RefSeq, a predicted model, not a curated record